AUGGUUUUUUACCUACAGGUGCUAACGGACGAUGAUGGUUGGGUGUUGAUUGAUCGCAGCGGAAAACACUUUGGGACAAUUUUGAAUUUUUUACGUGAUGGUUACGUGCCGUUGCCGGAAUGUCGCGCCGAAACGGCCGAAAUCCUAGCCGAAGCUAAAUAUUAUCUUAUUCAGGAACUUGUUCAGCAGUGUCAAAAUUGGCUGAAAGUGAUGGAAAAGAAAGACGUGGAGCCUGCUGGCAUAUGUAAAGUACCACUUGUUUGUACGAAGAAAGAUUGUGAUCGCAUUGUCACUAGUACUACUAAGCCGGUAAUAAAGCUCCUAAUCAAUCGACAUAACAACAAAUAUUCCUAUACCUCUCAGUCGGACGAUAAUUUGAUGAAGAACCUGGAGUUGUUCGAUCGCCUGGUAACGCGAUUUAAUGAUCGAGUCCUCUUUGUAAAAGAUAUUGGAGCGGAAAAUGCGGAAGUAUGCCAGUGGACGUUCUACGGACAGGGAAGGAAAAAAGCUGAAGUGUGCUGCACUUCGAUAGUCUAUGCGACCGAUAAGAAGCAAACGAAGGUGGAAUUUCCGGAAGCCCGAAUUUAUGAGGAGGCAAUGAAUGUGUUGUUAUUCGAAGAGCGGCAUGUGUGUGUACGAUGCGGUGGCGAUGGCGGAACGUGCUCACCACCACGUGGCCAUUCACAGAUACAGCUACCACCGUUUAUCUAUUCUUCCGCUCACAGUGCUUCUGUUUCGCCUCAGCGUACUUCGCCAGCCCCAUUUGUUGGCGAUGCUUUGCCCGGAAGUAGCUUGCAAGAAGAUCGACGUCGUUCUUCAAGGCUGGUUGACGGACGCUCGAACAGUAUCGCUGUGGCAGCGGCAAUCAACGAAGAUACGGGUUAA
This is a messenger RNA of Gongylonema pulchrum, 885 nucleotides long. The record is from the annotation of a GenBank genome assembly. NCBI's taxonomy places the organism in Eukaryota, Metazoa, Nematoda, Chromadorea, Rhabditida, Gongylonematidae.